Messenger RNA from Vitrella brassicaformis, 1602 nucleotides. Lineage: Eukaryota; Vitrellaceae. The record is from the annotation of a GenBank genome assembly.
GGGCUCCCUGAAACCGCUGCUCCUUUGGGCUCUGCUCUGUGUAAAACACAACACGGAAGGAGCAUUCCGGAGCUCCAAGGCUUCCAGCGCUGCGUGCAUUCGUCCCAACCAUUCCUUUGCCCGGUGCGCCACUGCUGCUGGCUGCGUUAGUGCCCUUGAUGGCCAAGUGGUUGGAGGAAGGCCUGGAGGGGAUGAAGGCGGCAUUGGACCAGGCGCAGUGGAUGGGCCGUUUGUCGUCUGACGGCCACCCGUCGCCCCUCAAGCAGGCCUACCUCAACCUGCGUGAAGAGGUGCCGUACCUCGACGUCGGGUGUGUGGUGGCCCUGCUGCUGCUGCUCUACUUGCUCUGGAGGCUCAUGCUCAACGCAUACAAGCAACGCCGUAAGCUGGGCGAUGCGACAAAGUGGGAGAUGGGGUGCGAAUGUGUGUGUGGGUGUGGUGUUGUGUGGUGUGGUGUGGCAUCUUCUGUCAUGUAGAGCCGAUGGUGAUCAACAUGUGCUCAGCGGAGGAGUACGAGAGGCUGGGGAGGGAGUACACCAUGAGGCAGGUCGCCCAACUCAUGAAGUCGAAAGGUGUGGACGUCAAGUGACCUGACCGACAAACACGCAAUGAGUGUGUGUGCCAUGAUUGUGUCCAUAUGUGUGUGUGUGUGUGUGUGUGUUGCAGAGUACCAGGAGCACAUGGCACGGCGCGGCACGGAUCCUGCGGGCUUCAACUGGCAGAAGCGGGCUGCAUCGGGCGGCGCGUAUGUCGAGUGAACGACACCGCUCCCCAUCGCCACGGCAUGCCAUCCCCCGGCAAGCCACCCCACUCGCCUGCUUGAAGGGCUAAGAUAGAUAGAAUCGAUGGCUGACUGACUGAUUGAUUGAUUGAUGUGUAUAGCUAGGUAGAUACUUACACACAAAUGCGUGUCGAUGGGUGGAUGGACGGGAUAGGGAGGGGGAGGGGGCACUCGCUGCCUGUCUGCCUGCCUACCUGCCUGCCCUCCAAGCUGCCUGCACAUCUGCCUGACAGCUACUCCCCUGCCUCUCUCUCUCUCUCUCUGUGUGUGUGUAUUUGUUUCUUUCUCCCCCGUGCGGUGCGUUUCUCUCAAUGUGUUCUGCUGCUGCUGCGAGUUGAGCUCCCCUCUUGCGCGUCAAUCGCCUGUGCGGUUCGCGAUGAGGUGCGUGGUAGUCAUUCGCUCACUCGCUCUCUCUCUCUCUCCCUCCCUCUCUCUGUGUCAUCCAUCCCCCUGGAUGGCCGUCUGCUUUUAUUUAAGCACUCACUAAUGGAUGGCAUGGCUGCGAUCCGAUCAUGUGUGUGUGUGCUGUGGAUGGGCGUGUGGGUUGGCGUCUUGUGCGUGUACCAUAGAGAUAAAGACAGGAGGGAGGGAGGAAGGCAACGGAUGUUUUUGCCUCAGGCAUGCCUGUCUGUCUGUCUGCAUGGCGACAGACACGACAGGACACACCAUAUGUUUCGCGAGUUGGUGAGUGAGCGAGUGGUGCAUUUGGAACUGACACAAAUGCAUGCAUGCACGGCUGGAUGGAUGGAUGGAUGGAGACAUAAACAUACGUACAAAUGCACGGCACGGAUGAAGACGCAUUGAUAUCAAUUAUUGCAAUG